AUGAGAGAGCUAUUUCAGUAUCGUCGCCAACGAAAUAAUGCUUCCACUAGUAACUCCAGUAGAAGGCAACAACAGUUUCAGCAGCAACAACAGCAACAGAAUGACCCCUCCUUUAACCAACAUCAUCCUCAGCAAUACAUGCUCGACCCAGAUCCCUUGAGUAGUGCACACCAUCUACCUCCAUUAUCGCACCACUACGGCAGCAAUCAUCGUCAUCAUUCCCCUCAUCAGUACCAUUCUUCGUUGCCAUCUCAUCCACGACAGCCAGAUGGGACUGGCAGCGGUAGUUCCUUGCAGCAGCAUCGCAGACGACGUUUUUCACCAUCGCGUCAUCAGCGUACUCGUGGCUCUUCGCGUGCUAGAUCGGUUUCCUCGCAACAAAGCACUGCCACCAUGACGGAUUAUCGAUCUGUCACAUCGGCAACAGUCCCCAGUUAUGUCACUGGAGCCAAUGCAUCCGUUUCUCGCAUCAGUGAUGAUGAAACCUCGUGGAUGUCGGGAGUCGAGUCACAAGCUCGUAGUGCCGGUGGAGGAUCCAAUACAUCUUCUAUCGGAACAGGAUCUAGGAAUCCCUACUUGAGAGAUGGAAAAAAGACCAAGAAAGUGAUUGAUGACUUGAAUGGGGCGGAAGAUGAAGAAUCUACUUUGACGGCCUUAACUGUUAUCAUUACAGAAUUUGACCACAGUGACACUAUUAAACACAAUGCAGAAUUAUACUAUGGUGCAAUUGGAGUUCUGGCACAAAAGUUGUCCAUGACCGACCAUCAUGAUGCGAUACGCAUGAUUUGUUCAGCCAUGGAAAUGGCAUUUCGAGGAGGGGCCAAAUAUGUUAAGGAGGCCUUUCAUGUCAAUGCUCCUGCCAUGAUGCCUCCUCUACUUCGACUGCUUGAUCGCUGUGAACAGUCAAAAGUCAGAUUUCCGGAUGAGAUCAUACUCAACAUUACCAAGACAUUUCAUUACUGGAGUCGGAUACCGGAACUCCGAGUAUCACUGGCCCGACAACCGGGCUUGUUGGAUGCAUUACGGCGGGUGGCAACAUCACCCCUCAAUGUUCCCAGUCGCAAUGUUCGUGUACGGAUCAUUGCCAAUCUAGCCAAUGCGGAAGACAACAAAGUCCUGAUGUAUGCGCACAAGGGAUUGCUCACGAGCUUGCUCAAAAUUGCUCACUUGGACCCAGUCGAUGCCACCAGAGAAUUUUCUACCAUUGCAUUGAUGGAUCUAGCCUCGGCGCCGGCCAAUCAAGUGCCACUAGCUAACCAUGGUUAUGUGCUCAAGGUACUGACAGUCAUGGUGGUAUCGGAAAAGGUUACAUCGAUUCGCGAAAGUGCCACCACCACCCUCCAAAAUCUAGCCUUUCCCAAGGCGAAUCGACUACGGUUGGUCAACUUUCAAGACGGAUUGGUAUUAGAAGCACUGUUGAAAGUCCUGGACCGAGACCCCAAUCAAAAAGCGCGGCGUCGUGCAGGAGGUGCUCUUACCAAUCUCGCCUGCGAAGCGACGGCGGACCAAAUGGCCAAGCAACCAGCGCUGCUCUACACACUGGCUCAUGUGGCCAUUCACGAAGAAACAGACGAAGAGAUUCAGUCAAGGGCCUGUCUGGCUCUCACCAAGAUUGCAUCAGGAGUCAAGAACGGUCAGUCUCCCACCCACUCUGCCGUGCUGGAUGCGUUGGUCAUUGCAGCGGAUACUCGAGUCGAUAACAAUAUAUCGGCCGUCUUUCGGUUGCGUGCUAGAGACCCUCAAUGCCGAGAGGGUAUGGCGAGACAUCCCGGAGUUUUGUCCAAGUUGGCAGGGAUGUGCUUCAAACCAUCCUUGAAGGAACGGGACAAUGCCACCCGGGCCAUUAUGCACUUGGCCAACGAAAAUAUCAAUCGCAAGAUUAUGUGCAAUGAGGAGAUUCUAGAGGCACUCAUUCAUGGUGCUUCUUGUAGCGUUGUCCCGUCGUCAGACAGACAUCAACAUAGUGGCAGUUCCACACUGACAGAAGAGCACAACUUGCUAACGGAAAUGCAAGAUUCAGCCAUUCGAGCAAUUGCCAGGUUGGCUACAGAGCAUUCAAACCGACAAACAAUGGCCAAGCACAGAGGAUUAAUCACGGCCAUUGCCAGGGCUACUGAACGAGAAUCCAAGCUAGAAAUGAAGGGUCCCGUCAGCCCUGAACAACAACAGGCCUUUUUGGGAAAACCGCUGUUGAUGAGUCUCCUGAUGGCCAUGUAG
Molecule: messenger RNA, 2217 nt
Organism: Seminavis robusta
Lineage: Eukaryota; Bacillariophyta; Bacillariophyceae; Naviculales; Naviculaceae
Source: the annotation of a GenBank genome assembly